Photinus pyralis (common eastern firefly) is the source of this 848-nucleotide messenger RNA. Its product is annotated as trypsin beta-like. Bases 26 to 769 code for a protein of 247 amino acids. Gene Ontology annotation, biological process: proteolysis. The transcript has 3 exons. Lineage: Eukaryota; Metazoa; Arthropoda; Insecta; Coleoptera; Lampyridae. Gene Ontology annotation, molecular function: serine-type endopeptidase activity. The record is from RefSeq and is a predicted model, not a curated record.
AUGUUUCAUCAGAACAAUUUCAACCAUGUUCCGAUUAGUACUUCUCUUAACCGUAGUCACCUUAGCAGCGGGUGCAAGACUACCACCUCCAAGACUUGACGGAAAAAUCGUUGGCGGCAAACCCGUUAAGAUCGAAGAGUACCCAUACCAAGUUUCUUUGCAAAGUUAUGGCAGCCAUAUUUGUGGUGGUUCCAUCCUAGGACCGAACAAGAUACUUACAGCUGCUCACUGCACCAGCGGCUCGUCUGCUAGCUCGUUGUCAAUUCGUCACUCCAGCACUUACCGUGGUUCCGAGGGUGUCGUGAUCAAGGUGGCCAGUAUUGCCCAGAAUCCAGCCUACAAUCCAUUCACAACUAGUGAUGACGUCAGUGUAUUAACUCUUGCUGAAUCAAUCAAGGAUUCAGACAUUGGCAAACCGAUCGCAAUGGUCGAAGCCACCGCAGCAGAAGGUGGUCGUGCAGCAGUGUGCACAGGAUGGGGUACUCUGUCAUCUGGAGGAUCCUCCCCCCUACAAUUACAAGCUGUUGACGUUGAAGAAGUUGACAGAAAAGAGUGCAACAAAAGCUACGAUGGCCGCAUCACCGAUACCAUGAUCUGUUUUGCCAGUCCAGGAAAGGACUCUUGCCAAGGAGAUUCCGGUGGUCCACUCGUAGUUGGCGACAAACAAGUUGGAAUCGUCUCCUGGGGCCGUGGAUGCGCCCGUCCGGACUAUCCUGGCGUUUACGCUCACGUUGCUCCUCUCAGGAAAUUUAUCGAUAAAAACCUAUAAUCCGUAUGCAACCAUUUAGACAACAAUAAAUACCAAAUUUUCCAACAUUACCUAAUUUUUAAGACCUUGGCGGCGAUGA